Messenger RNA from Haliotis rufescens (red abalone), 1021 nucleotides. Its product is annotated as histone H1-delta-like. Gene Ontology annotation, molecular function: structural constituent of chromatin; nucleosomal DNA binding; double-stranded DNA binding. Gene Ontology annotation, biological process: chromosome condensation; nucleosome assembly; negative regulation of DNA recombination. The transcript has a single exon. The record is from RefSeq and is a predicted model, not a curated record. The coding region runs from base 69 to 611 and encodes 180 amino acids. Gene Ontology annotation, cellular component: nucleosome; nucleus. NCBI's taxonomy places the organism in Eukaryota, Metazoa, Mollusca, Gastropoda, Lepetellida, Haliotidae.
GGGCUUCAUUCGCACUUCCACAGCCGGUACACAACUUCGUGUUAGUAACCACUCUGUAAGAAACCACUAUGACUGACGCAGCACCAGCUCCCGCCAAGAAGGCAGCAAAGAAGGCUGCCCCUAAGAAGCCUUCUUCUCAUCCCAAAUACAGUGAGAUGAUCAGGGACGCAAUAAGCGGUCUUAAGGAAAGGGGUGGUUCCUCACGUCAGGCUUUGUUGAAAUAUAUCAUGAAGAACUUCAAAGUUGGUCCCGAUGAGAGGACUGUCAACAAUCACUUGAAACUGGCCCUCCGUGCCGGAGUCAAGAACGGCAGUCUGAAGCAGUCUAAGGGAACUGGAGCCUCUGGUUCUUUCAGGCUUGGUGAUAAAUCUGAGGCGAAGAAGCCCAAGGCAAAGAAAGCAACUAAGGCAGCUAAACCCAAGGCUGACAAGGCAAAGAAAACAGCAAAGAAGUCUACCCCCAAGAAGGCCAAGAAGCCCAAGCCAGCUAAGAAAUCUCCAGCAAAGAAGGCAGCCAAACCUAAAGCAGCUAAGAAAUCUCCAGCAAAGAAGGCUGCCAAACCCAAGGCAGCUAAGAAAUCCCCCAAGAAGAAGGCAGCGGCCAAGAAGUGAUCAACUGAUUCAUAUAACCAAUAUGUGACUUUCGCUGCCCUAUCAACGGAUUCAUGGCAGUCGCUUGGGCUGUUCCUGUCAUUCGUUGCAUCGACUGUUUUGUGUUGAACAUAAUCUCAGUCAUCGUCAUCAUCAUCAUCAUCAUGAUCCAUUCAUUCAUUCAUUGACUUUAGUGGAAUAUCAUAUUCCACCCGUGCUCAUUGACAUUGUCCAUUCAUCAUCACGCUGUUUGUCAAGUGAAAUAUUGACUUGAUCCUAUUACCUGCAAGUGUGUUCGAGGAGAAAUACAUUGCCUUUUUAUCGAUCAUUGUUGACUCGUCACAAUUUGUACCAACAUGUCAUGUUUGUUUUGACAUAGAAUGUCAUGAUAUAUAUUUCGUGAAUUUGGUAAUAAAAAUACUGAAUAAUGA